Paramacrobiotus metropolitanus is the source of this 2734-nucleotide messenger RNA. RefSeq names its product integrin beta-PS-like. The record is from RefSeq and is a predicted model, not a curated record. Gene Ontology annotation, molecular function: integrin binding. Bases 29 to 2560 code for a protein of 843 amino acids. Gene Ontology annotation, cellular component: cell surface; integrin complex; focal adhesion. The transcript is spliced from 20 exons. NCBI's taxonomy places the organism in Eukaryota, Metazoa, Tardigrada, Eutardigrada, Parachela, Macrobiotidae. Gene Ontology annotation, biological process: integrin-mediated signaling pathway; cell-matrix adhesion; cell migration.
UACUGCAUGCAACAUUCAGGCUGCAAAUAUGCGCAAUGCAAACAAACCGACUAACACAGUCCUGCACACACACGCUCCACUUUCCUGCUGCGUUCCUCGGUCUGUGCCGUUCCAUUUUAAGCUGUCUGCAAAGAAGACGAAGAUGAUGCUGCCGAACUGGCCGUAUCGUUUAACUGUGUUAUGGAUUAUUUUUUAUAGCCAUUACUGCUUAGCGCAAGCGCCAGCCAGCUCGAAUCUCUGCACGCCGUACGAAUCCUGUGGAGCGUGCAUCCAGGCGCAUCCCGGCUGUGCCUGGUGCGAGCAGGAAGAUUUUACACCGUACGUCAGUCGCUGUGAUCUGCCGUCCGUGCUCCUGGAGAAAAAGUGUUCCAACGCAAAGAUCGUCGAGCCGCAGAAUGUCCAGGAUCGUUACGUCGAUAAUCCGCCGAGCGAAGAGAUCCAGAUCGCGCCCCAAAAAGUGUCAAUGAAGAUGCGCCCACGCAGCACGAUGAGUUUGACGGUGAAGUUCCGGCAGACCCGCCGACCGGUAGAUCUCUACUAUCUGAUGGAUCUCUCCUAUUCCAUGUUGGACGAUAAGGUUAAGAUCGCCUCGCUCGGACGGACCCUCGCGGAGGAGAUGAACAACCUGACCACCAACUUCCGGCUGGGCUUCGGCUCCUUCGUCGACAAGACGCUCAUGCCCUACAUCAGCAUCGUUCCCAAAAAGGUGGUGGAGCCGUGUCCGUCGUGCGCGGCGCCGUACGGGUACAUCCAUCAUAUGACGCUCAGCGAGGAAGCGCACGAGUUUGAGACCAGGGUCAAUGACGCGCAAAUCUCCGGAAAUUUGGACGCACCGGAGGGCGGUUUUGACGCCAUGAUGCAGGCCAUCGUCUGCAAGAAAGAAGUAGGAUGGAGAGACAACUCCCGACGCCUGCUCGUGCUGUCCACGGACGCGGCCUUCCAUUCCGCCGGUGACGGAAAGUUGGGCGGCGUGGUGAACCGAAAUGACGAACUCUGCCAUUUAGUACCGAAAGCCAACGGCGAACUGCAGUACUCCGAGAGCACCGUCCAGGAUUAUCCGUCGGUAAGUCAGUUAGCCAAGGUGGCCGCCGAGAACGACAUCAACUUGAUCUUCGCCGUCACCGAAGCCGAACACGAGGACUACGAGCGGCUGUGCGCGCUGAUUAAAGGCUGCGUCACCGGUCAGCUGGCCACGGAUUCCUCCAACGUGGUCGAACUGAUCAAAGACCAGUACAACAAAAUCACGGAAUCCGUGCAGCUGGAGGACAACGCCCCGUCCGAGUUCGUCAAGCUGACCUACUACUCGUCCUGCAUGAAAGCGGCCGGUGCGCCGCGCGACAAGACCAAGGAAUGCAAAGGUCUUCGCAUCGGCUCCGAGGUCGAAUGGCGCGUCGAUAUCGAGAUUGUGGGCGUACCCAAAGGGCCCGGCCCGCACCGCUUUCCCUUCCGAAUCUCGCCGGUAGCCUCCAACGAGGAGACCUUCGUGGAGCUGGAGAUUAUUGCCACCUGCAACUGCGACAAAGCAGAGAUGCAGGUGACGCCGGAGAACGCGGCGCAGUGCAGUUUUAACGGCACGUACAGCUGCGGCGUGUGUAGCUGUAUGCCGGGAACGUUUGGGCGCAGCUGCGAGUGCAACGCGGACACGGUGCCCGGCGACGACAAGAAUAUCGGCUGCCGAGCCGACAACACGAGUGCCGUGCUGUGUUCGGGACGCGGACAGUGCGUUUGCGGUGAGUGCCAAUGCGACCCGAUGCAGUCGGUGAACGAAGUGAUCAGCGGCAAACACUGCGAAUGCGAUAACUUCUCCUGCGACCGCCACCAGGGGGCAGUUUGCGGCGGCCCGGAUCAUGGCACGUGCGAGUGCAAAACCUGCGUGUGUAAGGCCGGGUGGACGGGGCAGGCGUGCGAGUGUGAGGAGUCGACGGAUGCCUGCCGCAGUCCCAACGGGAAAUUAUGCAGCGGCCGCGGGCAGUGCGUAUGCGGCCGGUGCGCCUGUGAUUCGGAGGAAUACUCCGGCGCGACGUGCGAGCUGUGUCCGACCUGUCCCAGCCCGUGCGACACCUUUCGGCCGUGUGCGCAGUGCCGAGGCUUUGAGACCGGGGAACUGGCAGACAGAAAUCAGUGUGCCGCUAAUUGUAGCGUUUACAACAUCACGCUGGUGAAAGUGGCCGAAGCGGACUUGCCGGGGGAGACGGCGUGCUUGGGCCGCGACGCGAGCGACGACUGCACCUUUUAUUUCUCUUACUACGGGACGGAGCCGACCAGCAUCGAAGUGCAGCGCGAUAAAGUGUGUCCUGCCCCGGUGCAAGCCAUGCCCAUCAUUCUGGGCGUGGUCGUGGGCAUCGUUCUAAUUGGGCUGCUGCUGCUCUGUCUGUGGAAAUGCAUCGUCACCAUCUACGACCGUCGGCAGUACAAGAAGUGGCGCGACGAGGUGGAGAGCUCCAAGUGGCAGUCGCGUGCCGAAUGGAACUACGAAAGCGAAAACCCGAUAUACCAGAAACCGGUGCAGACUUAUAAAAAUCCCAUCUACGAGAAAGCCCCACCCGAAGGCUACCGUUGAGUCCAUGGAACCGGGCGCCGAAUUUUAUCGAUAGCAACACGAUAACGUAUUUUUUUUGUGCUUAUUAUUUUGCGCACGGCAUAUAAUUUAGCUCCAGAAUUUGAAUGCCGGAAUCUUUUUAAGGAGAUGUAACAAAUAACAUGAUGUUACAAUAUUAAAUAACUGGUAAAUUCA